AUGUGCUUAAAGAUGUUUGCUUGGCAAGUACUCAAAACCAAGUUACUAGAGAAACACUUCUUGCUGAUAGAUGCGAAGUAUUGCUACAAAUUUAGGCAGUCCUGUGUGUAAACAGUUUCGAAUGUUCAUCAUCAUCUUCUUCGCCAAUCUGGGAGAAAACGACGAGGUGGGCGGCCCGCGCGGCUUUUCGGCACGAGCCCUAUCUGGAAUGUGUUUCGGUGACAGGGAAGACGGUCCCAAGGCGACAACAAACAUGCCAUAACCGCAUCGGUGAUGGAGCAAGAUUUCUGGGCCUAGGACAGCCUGGAGCUAACAUGGGAUGCCGACCCCCGAGAAGCCUAGCAGAGCGAGCUACGACUGCGGGAUGCCAUCGCCUGGAAUCGGUCGACAGCUAAGGCAACAAAAUGACGUAUUACUUUACGGGCUUCGUGAGGAGUCCUGGAGGACUCCUCAAGAUGAUCCAAAUCCUCAUCGGUUUGGUGCUGAUGUUGAUACUGAUGGGAGGACACUACGACGUCAGCACGGGCCUGUACCGCCUUCGUAUCGACGCAUUCCUGAUGACCAUGACCGUCUUCACCUUUGUCCUCACGUCAGCUCUUCUUCUGAUGUGCACCAUCAUGGGCUCCACAGAGCUUCCAAACUCUGUUCUGUAUCGCAUUAACUACCUUUUGGCCACCAUCACAUACUUUCCUUUCACCGUGGGUUUCAUCUUUGAAGAGUACAUGCAUGGAGACAUCAAGCAGACCAUUGCAGGAGGGGUACUCAGCAUCACCAAUUCGCUGAUCUACAUGUUCAACCUGUGCGUGAGCUACGAGUUACGCUGCCUUAAGAGCCGGCGCCGCGAGCGCAAGCCUAAGGGCGGGAGACACAAGCACAGAGGCAGGAAGAGCAAAGGCAAGAAGGGUGGGAUGAGCGAAAUAGACGUCCUGAUGGGCAGGGACCGGGCUGCCGGUGCCACCGCCGGCUUGACCGGCCACAUUCGCAACGAGCGAGACCUUCUGGCCACCGGUGACGUGGAGACUUUUCAUCGACUCCAGCAGAUCCAGCAAAUGAACCGGCUCCUAGAGAACGACCCUAUCAUGUUCCACCAGCAGACCAUGCUGGGCGCACAGCAGGCGUAUGCGCAGGAACAGCAGCAGUACAUGGCACAGGCCGGCGGAGGGUCGCCGGCGGCCAUUGCGGCCGGGUUGCACAGCGGCGGUGCACCGAUGGCCGACGAGUUCGGCCGUCGCCCGCGAGACGACCGGCUGGCGCGUAGAGUGGUGCACGAGGUGUACCGCGGUGAGUUCCUGCCCGGCGAGGAGUACCUGAUGCAGCCGGCCGUGGGCAAAGAGUUCAUCAUUCCCAUCCAGGUGGAAGGGCGCAAGACUCCGACGACGUCGGCCAGCACCAGUCCCUCCGAAAAGAGCGAGAGUGAUUCUCCCAAGAAGUCUCCGAAGAAGAAAGGCAAGAAGGACUCCAAACACAAGAAGAAGAAAAGCAAGAAGGGCAGCAAGAGGGGCUCCAAGCACAAGAAGAAGAGAAGCAAGAAAGGUUCCAAGAAGAAACACAAGAAGAAGAAGAAGAGCAAAGGAAAGAAGAGGAAGAAGAAGAAGUAGGGCCCCUUUUAACAUACGUUACUCCCUGCGUGUGGUGUGUUUCCUGAGCUGUGCGACCGACUUUUAUGUUUCGUGUG
Molecule: messenger RNA, 1675 nt
Organism: Rhipicephalus sanguineus (brown dog tick)
Lineage: Eukaryota; Metazoa; Arthropoda; Arachnida; Ixodida; Ixodidae
Exons: 5
Coding region: 405-1598 (397 amino acids)
Source: RefSeq, a predicted model, not a curated record